CCCAAAUUUCUAGAGCUUUGUCUGGAGACGCUAUGUUGGUGCCCCUCAGGGGGAGGUAAAAUAAUGACAGGGUGACAGCGUCAUAUGAGAACCUAUAAUUCAAAUUUCGAGAGGAAGUGAGACGUAAGUGUCUUGUUACUACUUAACCAGACUUCUGCUUUGAUCAAUUUAUCAAGACAUUCCCUGCAAUUGCUGCGCGUAAAACGACAGUGAUUGAGCUAAAAGAAUGGCUGUCGACGAACGCUUCAGUGUUGUCGACUAUGUGGUAUUCUCCGUCAUGUUACUGCUCUCGGCGCUGAUCGGAAUAUGGUACGGCUGCGGACCUGGAGGAAAACAAAACACCACUGCUGAAUAUCUUCUGGGAGACCGCCAAAUGAAAAGCUGGCCAAUUGCUAUAUCUAUCCUGGUGUCUUUUCUCUCAGCAAUAUCCCUACUGGGCUUGCCAGGAGAGAUCUACACUUAUGGAACCCAGUUUUACGUUGUUGUCUUGAGCUACGUUUUGAUUUGUGCGGCAACAAGCACCGUGUACAUUCCAAUGUUUAGACGGAUCAAGAUCACUUCUGUUAACGAGUACCUUGAAAGACGCUUUUCUUUCGGCGUUAGGAUACUGGGCAGCGGUUUCUUCAUUCUUUCCGUGACUCUGUACCUGUUCGUGGCACUGUUUGCUCCAUCGCUGGCAUUGGAAGCUGUUGCAGGCAUCCCUCUGACAGUUUCUAUUCUGGCCACUGGCGCUGUUUGCACUUUUUACACAUCUCUGGGUGGUUUAAAGGCCGUGGUCUGGACAGACGUGUUUCAGUCGGUGAUUAUGCUGGCGGGUCUUGUCAUUGUUGCCGUUACGGGAAGCAUAGAAGUAGGAGGUCUCCAAAAAGUCUGGGAAAUCAAUCGAGAACAUGGACGAAUCAACUUUUUUGACUUCAACCCAGACCCCAGGAUUCGAAACACGUUCUGGACUCUCACCAUGGGAGGGACUAUCGCUCUGUUGCCGGUUUGGGCCACGACUCAGUAUUUUGUUCAGCGAUAUCUUGCGGUGAAGACGCUCAGAGAAGCUAAAAGAGCGCUGUGGUUGAAUGUUCCGGGCCUGAUUCUCGUGGUAACUAUCUGCACACUGGACGGAAUGGUCAUAUUUGCCACUUACGCCGAUUGUGAUCUGAAAGAACAAGGAAAGAUCACGAGGGGAGACCAGGUUCUGCCAUAUUUCGUCAUCAACAAACUCGGACACCUAAAAGGCCUGCCGGGAAUGUUUACCGCCUGUCUUUACGGCGCUGCCCUCAGCACAAUAUCAUCUGCACUGAAUGCGAUGUCUUUAGUGAUUCUAGAAGACCUCAUUAAGAAGAAGGUAACUUUGACUGACAGAGAAGCCACUAAAAUCGGCAAAGUCGUGGCGGUUAUAUUUGGUGGAAUAGUCAUGGCUGGAGCAUUUGCUGUGAAAUACACUGGUACAAUGGUGCUACAGCUUGCCUACAGUAUUACUGGGAUCUGUGGUGGAGCCUUGCUUGCAGCGAUUACACUUGGAAUGUUUGUGCCAAGGGUUAACUCAAAGGGCGUGUACCUGGGAGUGUUUGCUGGAUUUUCGCUAUCCGCCUGGGUGUUCAUUGGUUCCGUUUUCUAUCCGCCUGAUACAGACCCAGCAGUUCGCUCGGUUAGAGGAUGCCCGUUCUAUCUGGAUGCGCAAGCCUGCGCAGCAAAUAUCACUUUGCCAUGCCAUAACAGUUCGACGGAGAUUCUGAAUAAGUAUUGUGACGGAUUGAUUAGAAACCCUUACAAACCACACACAAGUACGCCAAUAGCUGACCUCUACAGUUUGUCAUAUCUGUGGAUUUCUGGCUUGUCGUUUGGUGCGGCAAUCCUUGUUGGAGUGAUCGCAAGUUUCGCUCUUGAAACUAAACAAGACCGAUUCAAGAAAGUGGAUCCCAUGUUAAUAUUCCCGCUGAAGGCUUGGUUACGUGGAUUUUUGCCUGGUUCUAAAUUCACUUGGGAAUUCACGGAUGAAAUUGAUGUCGAGAAAGAGGACCCAGACAAAGUACCAGAUGAAGAAAAGGAAAACAUCCAGUCAAACCAGGAGACAAUAUUGUGAUCCAGCGUGUAACCAUGAAUGCACGCCGCAGAUAUUGACCACAUUUCAUGAAACGCAAGAGAGGAUCACUCGCUGUUGAGAAACACCAAUCUGUGAUACUCGAAAAAGCUUAGUGUGAUCUUGACGCAGAUGUACUAUCGAAACAUAACAACUAAACUCAUGUCUUUCGUUAAAAAAUAAUAUAAUCAGUCAUGAUCCAUAUUACUCUGAAUUUCAGCCGUCUCUUCAAUUCCCUUUAUCCGCAAGGGGGGAGCGGGAGAGAGACACGUCGCUCUCUCGCGCGAUCCCCUCGUGGAUAAAUGGGAGAGACGGCUGAAAUUCAGACUAGAUUCGUUUUCGUACUGUAUAAAACGUAGUGAUUUCUAAUGGUAGAAAUCUAAGCUAGUAGUCAUUUAUCGUUACAGUAGAGUUCAUAGCAAGUUACUACUUGACUGUAAGUAGAUGAAUUUUAAAUAAAUAAUUAUAUGUGGGUUAUUGACCACGCGUGAGGUCAAAAUGACUGGAUAUUGGCCAAGUUCUUUUCUGUUUGUUUGCCACCUUUACAUGCCAGCUAAAUCUCGUCUGACUGAAUUAGUUUCUCCCUCGCAGAACAUAGAUAUACUGACCUUGGCGUAGCGCAGGUGUCCACGACAUUUUCACAAUCCGAGCUGGCCAGCGGUAAGACACUCGCAAGGACGCUUUAAUGAGUCUAACACUAAGAACUAUGAGGCUUGUAACAGAGGGUGAAUAAGUUAAGUUGAGCGACUCUUAGUUAGUAAUAUGUGGGCACUUACUGACCUCCAGAAUUUGAAUUUGAUCACCAGGGUCGUCCACCACUCCGCUGGCCAAUAACUGAAUCACAAGCUGAUGUUUUUUUCCCCAAGAAAAUAAGAAAAUGACCUUAGAUUAAAUCUCACACUUUUUUUGUUUGAACAUAAUUAAUCUAGGCGAUAGAGGACGUCGAUAACUAUUGUCAGAGUGAUGUUAAAGGCCGUUUGCAUUGAAUUUCUCUGGCACAUAUCUCAAAAGGGGCCAAAAAAUUGCCGGAAGUGAGACAAUGGUCACGUCUGCCAAGGGUCUUCUAACACGUCCUACCCCAAGGUAGUUAGAAUUAUAUUUCUAAUGACUAUCGGUGUUGUUAUUAUUUGCGACAAUUUGACCUUUUUAAACCAUUAAUCUUUACAUAAUCCCUUAACAAUGGAUCGUUUACAUGCAUCUUAGGUGGGUGUACUAAUGUUGUCAUGAAAUAGAAAUCACAACUAAUCCUUAAAUAAAGUAAACAAUCUGGGA
This is a messenger RNA of Orbicella faveolata, 3343 nucleotides long. RefSeq names its product sodium-coupled monocarboxylate transporter 1-like. The record is from RefSeq and is a predicted model, not a curated record. Gene Ontology annotation, cellular component: membrane. Gene Ontology annotation, biological process: sodium ion transport; transmembrane transport. Gene Ontology annotation, molecular function: symporter activity. Lineage: Eukaryota; Metazoa; Cnidaria; Anthozoa; Scleractinia; Merulinidae.